GUCGCUGUACUUGUUUUUGAAGCUUGAGACGAUGAAACUGUAUAACCUUUUAGGUAUACAAGUACAGUAGGUUUAUUAAAAAUGUCCACUGACAACGGUAUGUUAAAAUAAAUAUAACUAGGAAAUGUUGUUUUACACUCUCACGCUCGGUUACUCAAAUUUAUUAUUAUUAUUUUUUAAAUUCAUAUGGACAGUUUUGGUGAUGGCAACCGAAGAUUGAGUAACAUUUGAGAACUUGGCUAAAAUGUUAGCAAAGUUACCUCCAGCGGGUCUUUAAAUUAAAAUUCCCCGCUGCUUCUGCUAUGAAAUCCUUACGUGGGAGUUUCUUACAAGCACUCGAUUGUCAUUUUAAUGAGUUAAUCUUGGCUGGGAAAAAAAAAAAAAAAAAAUCAUAUUGAUCUAUUAACUCCACUGACUAGGAGACAGAAAUCAGCCCUUCGCAGACAGGCAGUGUUGUUCCAUCUUCCCAUGCUCAGAACUUCAAAUGCUGUAUUUAUUUCUAAUCACGUUAGGUUGGUUUGUUAUUUUGCAUGGAAGAAAAACUGAUUACUCUCCGGGGGAAAUACAAAUCUUAUUGGAUUUACACAAUACUUACAGAAAGAGAGCAGUCCCAGAAGCGGCUAACAUGUUGAGGCUGGAGUGGCAGGAUGAGCUGGCCAGCAUGGCUCAAGACUGGGCUGAUAUGUGUGGUUUCGAGCAUGGGCACCCCAAGAGAGACGAGCUUCCCUUUAAUGGAAUUGGACAGAAUCUGAACAAAUUCAUGAGCACCAAUCCUGCUCGCCUUAAUUCAGUUGAAGCACGGACUGUGCAGGCAGUACAGGCUUGGUGGGAUGAGGAGAGAUGGUACAACUAUGAGAGCAGCAGUUGCAAUGGACCCAUCUGUGGACACUAUACACAGCUUGUUUGGGCAAGAACACAGUACGUGGGCUGCGGCUAUUUGAAUGGCUCGAGAUGUCCUGGAAUGUUUACCUUUGUUGUCUGUAACUACAGUCCUAUGGGAAACAAAGGCUUGGAUCCAAAAGUACCGUACAUAAAGGGAAAGGCCUGCUCAAAGUGCGACUCUGGACAUGGCUGGUGUGAGGAUGGAUUGUGCAUUGAGUGUCCUGGUGGAAACUGCGAUUGCCCGUUACAGUGUAAAAACUGUGGAAUCCUGAACCAGAAAAACUGCACUUGUGCCUGUGCCGAAGGAUGGGACUACACAGACUGCUCAGAGGCAUGUGAGGACUCUGACUCCAGUUUCUGCUCUACGCUGUAUGAACCAAACUGUGCCAUUAUACGACCAGAGCUUUGCAGAGCUCAGUGUAGACACUGUGCUCCUUUCAGAAAUACAACAAACACAAGGAAGUGCUGCGCUGGAAAGAUCUGCCGCAACAAGGGAUACCUGAACACUGAAGGCUGCCAUUGUGUCUGUAAAAAUGGAUACUCUGGGAAUGAUUGUGAGCAUGGAGCUGGAAAUGUAAUAGAAAGCUGUUGGAGUCUGUUGCUGGUUUUAGCACUGGUGUCUCUAAUGUAUUUGUAGAACCUGAACUGCUAAUCAGCGAUGUCCCUAAGGUUUUAUAACCACACUUUCUACACUUCAACUUCAGUAUAAGUGGACUCCAGUGACAGGUCGACUGUACUUGAAUAGUUCUGUAGAUUACAUGUACUGCUGUUAACUAUACAAGCCUCUUGAAAACGUUUCCCAUGCUUCCACAGUACAGCCCUCCUUCGUCACGCCACCAGGUGUAUGACAAGGGGAAUCUCUCUGUCUGUUAUCAACUCUCAACACUGUUACUACAUGUAUUGUGUUUUAUGGUGGCUAGUUUUUUUUUACCAUAUUACUGUACCUUGUUUCCCUAUGGUUUACCAUGCUUUCACUACACUUUGCUAUGCGUUACUAUCAGUGAACUUUUAGAAGGGGUUGUUUAGACGAUCUAUUCAAUUGAUCUGUUAGAAUCAUUGAACUAGAAUCGUGACACAUUAAUUAUAUUGUUAUUGGUACCCAGUACCCAGUCUUACCCUGUACCUAGCCAGGUAUAUACAGUAUACUCUACCUGUUGUGGUUGUAUUGUGGAGGUUGUCUGCCAGUUUUGCUGGAGUGAUCGUUCAAAGGCAAACCAUGUUUCUUUAUACUCUAAGGAGGAGAUACCUGAGUGAGGAUUUUACCGGCUAACUUAGGCCCUUCUUUAAAAUGGAAAACAAUGUAUGUCCCCCAACAAUACCAGCAAUAAUAACACUAUUAUUUCAUUAUAUUUUUAACCAGAAAUUUUUUUUUUUACACGCAAACAUUACACCUAAUGUCAUCUUUGAACCUUCUUUAUAAAGGUUAGAUGGUGUCUAGUAGGCUCCUAAAUUGAAGGUGUCAAAGCAUCUCAUCUAAAAAGCAUGUAGACUUUAACCAUGGUACACACAGGGCCAAUGCAUUUAUAACAGCUGUCCUGUGCAUUUCUCAUAAGGUCAAGGGCAUUAUCAUUGUUCUCUAUUGACACUUAACUAACUAAAGUACUUAUUCCAAAAUGUAAACUAUAAUUACAUUAAAAUAGAUGAAGAGAGUAGUGAUGGCAGUGACUGUAGUUCUACUUUGAAACUAAAAGAUCAGCAAUGUUCUAGAGUUGGUUUGUGGUUUGUCGGUCACUAGUUUAGAUGAAAUAUACCCCAGUCUGAUAUACAUACUGUACAAACCCUUUUACAUGAAAAUGUCAUUUUUUAAAAUGCAAUAAAAUAU
This is a messenger RNA of Polyodon spathula (Mississippi paddlefish), 2704 nucleotides long. Its product is annotated as cysteine-rich venom protein-like. The coding region runs from base 485 to 1519 and encodes 344 amino acids. The record is from RefSeq and is a predicted model, not a curated record. The transcript has 10 exons. Lineage: Eukaryota; Metazoa; Chordata; Actinopteri; Acipenseriformes; Polyodontidae. Gene Ontology annotation, cellular component: extracellular region.